AUGACUUCCGCCGUCUCUACAACAGAACAUCAAGGGACACCCUCCCUCUCUGAUGGGCUCCUCCACUUCCCCACCUCUUCGGCAUUGAAGCUCGAACCGCAUCUUCCACCGCCGCGUCCAUCACCAUCUCCCACGAUCACCACGACCAACAGCAACCCCAACAAAAAGCCCUUUGUAACCCUGACCUUCGCCACUUCCCUCGACUCCUCUCUCUCCCUCGCGCCCGGUGUCCGCACCACCCUAUCCGGCCCGCAAUCCAAAGCCAUGACGCACUUCCUACGCUCUCGCCAUGCCGCCAUCUUAGUGGGAGUUGGGACCGCCGUGGCUGAUGAUCCGGGGCUUAACUGCAAGAUACUUUCCCCUUUGUCCUCUUCGCCAGAAGGGGUAGGAAAUGGAAAGCGGGAACAGCAUCCCAACCAGCCCCGACCUAUCAUCCUCGAUCCAUCUGCGCGGUGGGAGGUCUCAGAGAAGAGUAAAGUUAUUCAGCUUGCUAGACUGAAACAGGGAUUGGGACCGUUUAUUUUUACCGCGAAAGAGGUGGGAGAGGUGCCGGAAGAGAGGAGGGCGGUGGUGGAGGGAGUUGGGGGAAAAUAUGUGUGUGUUGAGGGUUUGAAAGUCAAGGGUGAGGGCAAGGGCGAAGGGGCAACGAGUAGAGAAAGUUUUGCCUGGGCUGAUGUGCUGCGGACGAUUAAGGAGGAAGGCUUGGAUAGUGUGAUGAUAGAAGGGGGAGGAAGUGUGAUUAAUUCGUUGCUGGCGCUGGAGCAGGCAGGAGAGCAGGAGUUGGUGGACUCGGUGAUUGUCACAAUUGCGCCGACGUGGUUGGGGGCUGGAGGAGUGCUGGUUUGUCCUCCGAGGGCGGUCGGGAGGGAUGGGCAGCCGGCGCCGCCGGUGAGACUUAGGGAUGUGUCGUGGCAACCGUUGGGGGAGGAUGUGGUGUUGUGUGGUAAAAUCCUGAGGUAGAGCAUGGGGGACAAAACAUGAAGUCUAGCUAAAAUCAACUCGAGGGUGUCAACUUGCUGUCGC
Messenger RNA from Neurospora tetrasperma FGSC 2508, 1023 nucleotides. RefSeq lists its product as uncharacterized. The transcript has a single exon. The record is from RefSeq and is a predicted model, not a curated record. Lineage: Eukaryota; Fungi; Ascomycota; Sordariomycetes; Sordariales; Sordariaceae. Bases 1 to 960 code for a protein of 319 amino acids. Gene Ontology annotation, biological process: riboflavin biosynthetic process. Gene Ontology annotation, molecular function: 5-amino-6-(5-phosphoribosylamino)uracil reductase activity.